Messenger RNA from Cyclopterus lumpus (lumpfish), 3329 nucleotides. Its product is annotated as zinc finger protein 436. Gene Ontology annotation, biological process: regulation of transcription by RNA polymerase II. NCBI's taxonomy places the organism in Eukaryota, Metazoa, Chordata, Actinopteri, Perciformes, Cyclopteridae. The transcript is spliced from 3 exons. The coding region runs from base 265 to 2115 and encodes 616 amino acids. Gene Ontology annotation, molecular function: RNA polymerase II cis-regulatory region sequence-specific DNA binding; DNA-binding transcription factor activity, RNA polymerase II-specific. The record is from RefSeq and is a predicted model, not a curated record.
GAAGUCGACACAUCGUUACUAUCUUUAUGAGAAGACGCACGUAUUUGUUAGCACUCUCUAGCGUCAAGUUACCGUAAAUCACACUAACACACACAUUAAGAGAAGAUAACCCAAAGUUAGUAAUAUUACAACGUUACAGAAGUGAUAUUCGUCUCGAGUUAAGAGCAGAGUCGCAGACACCCACUUCGCCCCCCACCGCCACCACAGAUACUUCCAAUCGUGUACAAACCAUCUGGCGAGUCUUCCGCAGCCGCUCGCUCCAACAUGGCCAAGUGCAGUGAUCUGAAGAUGUUCCUGGAGUCAUCUCUGAAUGAGAUCUUUAAGGCCACAGUGAGUGACAUCCUGGACUCAGUGGACCGGACCCUGUCCGAGUACCAGGGCACAAUUCAGAGGAUCGAGUCCGAAAACGAGGGCCUGAAGCGGCUGCUGUUUGCACAGAAGAGCCCCGAGUCUGCUGCAGGAGAUAUUUGUGAAGAAGAUGCCACAGAAAAUCUUUCGACUUCAGAAUUGAACAAUUGUUCCAUCAUCUCAACUCAGGGCACAUUCAAGAUGUCCAUAUGCAGCAGUGACAAGAAGAGCUUUAGGAGGAGGCAUAAAGACAAGCUGAGGGAAAGUAUACCCUCCUCAUUUUUACUGCAGACUGAUCAAAUGGUAGAAAGGCCAUGUGUGAACACAGGAAUGGUAUGCAUGUCCACCCAAGUCUUGGGUGGACACGCAUACCAUUCUGUAAAAGCAGAGCCAGACCUGGACGAAAGCGGUGCUAUUGACCUCUCCCAGCCUUCGUCACUUCCCAAUCUGACAAUGAGGCCAGUAAAAAAUGAGAGCUCAGAGGUCAGUUUUCACAGUCAUGAUGCAUAUGCACCUCUUCCGCCAACUACAGACCUCAAAGAAGAAUCCAGAGGCAGCGACGGUGAAAUUAAAGUCACCGUUGUUUCUGACACUUACAUGCCGGAUAGACAGUUCAUUAAGACGGAGGAAGAGGAGCAGAAUGGGGUGUCGCAAUACGGUGACAAUGACUCUCAGCAAGAGUCGAAGCGUGCGUUGAGAUGUUACCCAGAAUCAGAAGCGGACCCCGAGGCAGCAAGCAGACAGGUCGUGGUGCCAGAAGUCGUGGUGCCAGAAGUAGUGGCGCGUGAGGGAAACGCUGCUGUUCCCACAGAUCCGUUUUUGGGGAUUCGCGACAACUUUUUGCGCUGCCCCACCUGUCCCAAAACGUUUAGUCGAGCAGCCUCGCUCAACAUCCACAUCAAGACGCACAGCGGUGAAAAGGCUCACGGCUGCAGCUACUGUGGCAAACGCUUUGGCCGGGCCGAUCUCCUCAAGUCCCACAAGCGCACCCACACAGGAGAGCGACCCUACAUCUGCAACCUCUGCAGUAAAACAUACGCCCAUCCCAGUCAGCUCCGGAUACACAAACGCGUCCACACUGGAGAAAAGCCGUACUCCUGCUCGCACUGUGGGAAGCGCUUCAAUGAGCACAACCAGCUCAAAGUUCACCUGCGGACUCACACGGGGGAGAGGCCUUACAGCUGCCAAGAGUGUAGCAAAACCUUCAGCAAUGCGAGCAACCUGCGCAUACACGAGAGGAUCCACACCGGGGAGAAGCCGUACUGCUGCUCUCAGUGUGGGAAAAGGUUCAACGGCUUGGGUGACCUCAAAACACACUACAGGAUUCACACGGGAGAGAGGCCCUACAGCUGUGAGCUAUGUCAGAAGACCUUCAGCCAGACGGGCCACCUCACCAUACACAUGCGGAUGCACACGGGAGAAAGGCCGUACAGCUGCAACGAGUGCGGCAAGAAGUUCACGGUGGCCAGCAGCCUUAAAUUGCACCAGAGGACUCACACGGGGGAGAAGGAGUACAGCUGCUCGUACUGCAGCAAGAGCUUCAGCAGGUCGGGUCACCUGAAGAGACACGAACUGGUCCACACCAAAGAGACGGUCUUCCUCUGCAGCCAGUGUGGGAAGACCUACACCGACCAGUCCUCCCUUAAGAAGCACCUGAAGAUGCACGCGGCCAAGGAGCAGAAGGCUCAUAGCGAGGGAAGCACCAGCGAGGCGGAAACGAGCCGACCUUCAGCCUCGGAGACUCUUUCGGACACUGAUGGAAGUUAGAACCGAGUUCUAAGAAGACGAGUGAUAUACGAGUGAGUGCUUUGUGUGAUUUUUACAAAAUCAUCUUCAAUCAAGGUCAACUUCCUAGCCUUUUCAGACGUGCAUCUCACAGCUGACAUCAGCGGGGUAUUAUAAACUGUUGUGCAGUAUUUUGGUGUCUAAUAAGCAUUUUAGCGCUUCGAUCUGUUCCUCAAACUGGACUUCGUGCAUCGUAUAUAUUUAAACACACUAGUACCAACACAGACCCCCCUGCACUUUCUUUAAUGCAGAGCUGCUGUUGGGUGCUGGGGUUGAAAACCCUCCAGAAAAAGCUGUUAAGUGUAGCUUGAAUUAAGAUUAUUUUAUUAUACUGCUGUUACAGAGGAAAAUUGUGCUGUCACGCUCAAAACUGUUUUUCUGUGGUAGAGGGCGAUACACUGUUAUCUUAUCUUUGCUGUGAUAUAGUAGAUCCAAAUACUGAGCCAUCUUGUAGUCUCCUCUCUCACAACACUGUGCACAGAGACAGAAGACAGGAACUAAAAGAACUGUUAUGUCACCAACAUGUUGGUGAUAUAUGUUAUUCAGAGCAAUGACGAUGAAUGAUUGAACCACCCUGCUGAAACUAGACACUGAAUCCCAGGUCCAGGUUUUUAUUGUGGUCCUGACCUUUGAAAACCAGUCCUGCCUCUCAGUAAAAAAACAAACAAUAUAAUUGUUUUAGAAUUAAAAUGUGAUGCUGCUUCUACACCAAUGUAUACACGUUGUAGUAGCCAGAGGGUUAGAAAAUAUUUCUACCGGAUGAUUAGAAAUUCUUAAUAAAUUGCUGUAUAUAGCUUUAACUAUUAGUCAGCAGUCGGAUCCGUUGAGCUGACACGAAUGUAUUUAUAUAAUAGCGUUACUGAAGUUAAUGUUACUUCAAAUGUUCUGUAUCGAUUCAGCAGCUUUCAAUAUUAAAUUAAUAAUUGUUUUGUAAGUCAUGUUAUCAAAGAAAGUCUAGAGGAUUUGUUUUAGGUUUUCACUGUUCUACCAGGAAAUGCAUCUCUCACCGUGAAUUAUUUGCAACUGACUCACACACACAGGAGUAAAAUGUCAUGUUUAUGAUAGGGCUACUGUUUGUUGUGGCAACUCGUUGAUAUACCGGCACAGCAAUGUAUAUUGAGUGUUUGCUACUAGUUUAUUGUGACUUACUUUUGUGAGAUCUGUAACUAAAUUAAAGAGAAAAGUUAACCAAAUGA